UCCUUCCAUAAAUAUGAUCACAUCUACCACACUCUAUACCCCACAGUCUCAUUGUAGACCACGUGACUCAUGGUGAGCUCCACUUCCAAGGGUUGGUUUCCAGCACCGGCGUAGCAUCGCAUUAUCGGUGGUCACCUGUGCCUUCGUCGCUUGGCCAUCAGUACUGCUCCUUGACGCGUAUCUCAACCGAGACGCAUGACAUAUAGAGGGAACAGCGUAAGCCCUCUUCAACAAUAUGUGUCCCUUCUCACAUACAGUCUGAGCAGAAGAUGAUUACAAGAUGCUGACUCCUACCCGUGAAGCUUUGCUCCUGAUGCUCGCCUCUACGGCCACUGUUGCCCUUCCUAGCAUCACCAGAGGUGACGCAGUCGAUGCUGCCUCUUCUUCCAAGAGCCUGAAGCGUGCUGAGCAGUGCGUCAUCUGCUCGUACAACGGCCACACCGCGCCGCAGGAUACGCUCGAUGUCAUGCAGCAAGGCCCGCGGCGACAUCGCCCUCGUUGGCGAGCACAACAACAAUACCAACUCGUCCGUGAUCGAUAAGGCGGUCAAGAAGCCCGAAUGCCGCAAAAUGCCCAUAGUCCCAACGGGGGCUGUUGCCGCUGCUGUCGACCGAAUAGGCAGCAGCGGACUUGACCGCCUUCCUGGUGCGCUGGCGCAGAGCGUCAAGCAGGUCGGCGCUUCGAGUAGCCCAGCUACCGUGGCCAAGACCAUCGGAAAAGCUGCCCCGAAUCUGCUGGUCAGUAACCGCUUAGCAGUGGAGGCCUCCGCGCACAACGCUGAGCCCAGCCAUCGCGCGACGGCGCCCCGAAGCUGGCGGCGCGAGGCCCGCGCGCCAGAAUCCAAACUGCAAAUGGAAUCCACAGGGGCAGGGUGCGGGUGGUCAUGUGUACAUCUGUACCCGUUCACCUGGCGGUUGGCUAUUGGCACGUGCGUGGCAUGAUGUCGGGAGUGGGGUGUCGCAUGUGCAUCAUUGAUACUGCACGAGCAUAGAGCAGAGUCUAAUCGCUCGCUGCGCGUGCAUGCCUGAUUCUUUGGUGUACACACGCAUGUGUCUGAUCUAUGUACAUAUGUAUACCAUCAAACCGGGUC
Molecule: messenger RNA, 1090 nt
Organism: Tilletiaria anomala UBC 951
Lineage: Eukaryota; Fungi; Basidiomycota; Exobasidiomycetes; Georgefischeriales; Tilletiariaceae
Exons: 1
Coding region: 462-941 (159 amino acids)
Source: RefSeq, a predicted model, not a curated record